GCCUACCCUGAAAAUGCUUAGCCUCUGCAGGCAACGUCAGCAAAUCACGAGCUCAAUAAGGUGAGGUAUGCGGGCAACGCAAUGGCAUCGACGUGUGUACUGCAGGUUUGCCGAAGAAGACAUGACAUACCAGUAGAGCAAGCCGUUUAUUUAAGUCAACCUCAUAAUCCAAUUUUGAGAACUUGGGGAUUUUGAUAUACAAGCUUCACGCAUCUACAUUGACAUUCCCAACCGCCUCUGAAACUGCAUAAGCCCACCGCAAUCAUGCCUCAGGGAACAUUACCUUUGAAUGGCGAAUCAAUGCCAACAUUCAUGCCAGCAUACUCAAGAGCAAGAGGAAUCUUUACCAAUACUACUGCAGUCGGCAUCUCGUAUCGCGUUGCCGCAUCUCAGGUCGCCCAUCUUGUCCCAGAUAUUCUCGAACUGGAGGAAGAGCCACUGAUGACCUCUCUGUUUCUCAGCUACGGAAUGAGCCCUGUUGGGUCCUACACUGAAUAUGCUCAUCAGGUAGAGGUUACCUACAAGGGCAAGAAGUUUCACUAUAACCUUCUGUUCAUUCUUGACAACGACGCCGCCAUUUUCGCUGGUCGCGAGCUCCUUGGCUUUCCCAAGGUACUUGGAAAGAGUGUUAUUCAAGAGUUUACAGGUACCCGGCUUGUCACCGGCAGCACGGAGAGGCCUGUUGGAAGAAAGAUGGUCGAGUUUGAGUUCGUUCCUGAGAAAAUGGUCACCAACGCGCCCCUACAAGAUAGGUGGAUGCUCAAUCUGCGCAGUAUCCCAUCGCCUCAAGUUGGUCAGCCCCCAUCUGUUCAAGAAUUCCUCCCUGUUGGUCUGGGGAUGAAGUGCGAUGAGGUUUGGACGGGAAUCGGUUGUGUUCACUUUCCGAGGAAAUCAAUGUCUGAUCCUUGGGUUAACUUGGACAUAUUGAGAUAUGAGGGGAGCUUUAUGGCAAGAAACGCGACCGCUGAGCUGCUUGUUCGACAACCUUCUCAGUAAUUAGUGUGUUAUCAACGACCUUGAAGGCUAUGUAUUAAGGUGUUUUAAAGCUCCUAUCCCUAAUCUUAGCAAUAAAUCUAUAUAUUUCUAUUCUUAAAUGACUUAUUUACCUCGAAGCCUUUUUUCAGAACUUAGGGUAAUUAAUCCUAGAGCGGCUUU
Fusarium verticillioides 7600 is the source of this 1155-nucleotide messenger RNA. Its product is annotated as acetoacetate decarboxylase. Gene Ontology annotation, molecular function: lyase activity. The transcript has a single exon. The record is from RefSeq and is a predicted model, not a curated record. Lineage: Eukaryota; Fungi; Ascomycota; Sordariomycetes; Hypocreales; Nectriaceae. The coding region runs from base 265 to 996 and encodes 243 amino acids.